Kockovaella imperatae is the source of this 1616-nucleotide messenger RNA. RefSeq lists its product as hypothetical. The coding region runs from base 52 to 1584 and encodes 510 amino acids. The record is from RefSeq and is a predicted model, not a curated record. Lineage: Eukaryota; Fungi; Basidiomycota; Tremellomycetes; Tremellales; Cuniculitremaceae. Gene Ontology annotation, biological process: positive regulation of mitochondrial translation. The transcript is spliced from 6 exons.
GUGGACUUAUCUAUCUUGUCCAUCACAAAGCUUGUCGCUCAGUCACGCACGAUGGCUACACUCCCAAGCAGACUGGUCAGUAAGCUGAGUGCUCCUCAUUCGCGCCUCUGUGGUACCUGUUAUAGGCCACUGGUCUCAAGGCAGCCAUCAGAGACUUUCACGCUCCUCGACAGACGUCCAUUAAGUACAUCUGUCACUCAACACAAGCCACUCGAUCAGCUUGAACUUUCAGAACCAAGGUCAAGACUUAGAUGGACCGGUCCCUCCCGCUUAUCGAGACAAGCAUCUUCUUCAUCAUCGUCCUCGCAAUGGCAGCCUAAACCUUCGAAGCCCAAGCCGGCGUCUCAUAAGCCACCGAAACGGCGAUUGCAAGCUGCAUCUGCGCCGUUGCGAAACGCUCCAUCCGUUACUCGUGGCCCAUUGCUUCAGUGCAUAGCCCAUACGACGGCAGAAAAAUACGACUUGGUCAACUUAGGGAUCGUGUUGAGGGAUCUAGGUGUAGAAUGGCAAGAAGUCCCAGAGGGCGACCGGGAGCGAGCUUUCGUCAUUGGACCAUGGAAAGGUCGUGGAGGCGCAAAGCGAUUAGUUCAGGGUAAAGAUGUCGCCAAAAUCUCAUCGUCAUCUCUGUUGGACUCGACUUCCGACGGUGCCGGAGAUGAGGAAGAUGCUGAACUGGUCAACGACUUUGAAUUCGGUCAACGGGGCGAGGUUUGGGUCUUCAACUCGGGCAACUUUGUGACCUGGGGCCUGACAGAGGAGGAGGGCAAAGCUUUUCUGACGGACGUGAUCAGACGUCGAAGUGCAAACAUUGAGGUACAGAGACUGCCGGAGAGGGAGUACGAGGUUGAGGAGAUGGACUUUAUCGUUGAUCCCGAUGCUCAGACAGAUAUUCGAGGCAAUCUGAUUCUACUAGGAGCUCCGCCGACCUUGUCUUCGUUCCCCGACUCUCCUAAACUCGCAGCCCUGCUCGCUCGGUACACUCUUUCCCUCUCGCUCUCCAGAUCAUCGUCACUAUCCGUCCUCGAAGGGAGACUCGAGGACCACAUCGCCUCUGUUUCGUAUCUUCCUCGAGCACUGGAAAGGUCAGGUGCUCAGCCUAUGCAGAGGAGGGAAGUCAUUCGGAAGCUUGGCGAAUUGAUGACGUUGCGCAUGGCGGUGAACACGUGGGGAGGUGGUUUAGAGGACACUCCGGACAUAUAUUGGGCCGAGCCUCAGCUAGAAGAAUAUUUCGACUGGAUUGCCACCGAGUUCGAGAUCAAGGAGCGAAUAGAAACUUUCAACAAGAAGUGCGAUUAUGCUCAAGAGAUUCAAAGCACUCUGAGGGCGUUACUUACGGAGGCAUCGGGUCAUCGUAUGGAAGUCAUCAUUAUCGUCCUCAUCGCUGUCGAGGUAGUCCUGGCUCUUUUGAGAGAAGGUGAAGAGAUAGGACAUAAGCUUUUGACACCUCUCCGCGCGAUCCUUGGCAUCCCAGACAAGGCUGCCCUUGCCACCAUUUCUGAAUCUAUUCCUCGUUCUGCAGACAUGCCAACGCUUGUCCCCGGUGUGAGACGUGAUGAAGAAUCCCUCGAUGCACGUCCGGCGUGAUCGAUAUUGUAUGCAAACCAUUCCUCCCGUGC